CCCGGGUAACAGAGAAGCGGCCGCGGCGGUAGAGGCGGCAGAGACGGUUUCUCCAUCUUCCCCCCUCCCCUUCCCCCCCUUAGAGUUUCCCUCCCUCCCUCCCUCCUUCCCAAUCUGGGCACCAAGGCCUGCGAUCGCUUCGCGAACCCAGAGAAGGUUGCCAGUCCGCCCUGGCGGGCCUGUGCCCCGCGCCGUUCUCGGGGCCUCGUUGCUGAGUGAGAGGCUCACGCUGGGAGGGACACGCAAUACCGGGCGGCUGAAAGAGCUUUGCGGUUUUGUAGUGCAACCCUGAGCAUGAGUGCAGAAUGAAGCGACGUUUGGAUGACCAGGAGUCACCGGUGUACGCGGCCCAGCAGCGAAGGAUUCCUGGUAGCACAGAGGCUUUUCCUCACCAGCACCGGGUACUUGCCCCUGCCCCUCCUGUAUAUGAAGCAGUUUCUGAGACCAUGCAGUCAGCAACAGGAAUUCAGUACUCAGUGACACCCAGCUACCAGGUUUCAGCUGUGCCACAAAGCUCUGGCAGUCAUGGGCCCACCAUAGCAGCCGUUCAUAGCAGCCACCACCACCCAACAGCUGUCCAGCCUCAUGGAGGCCAAGUGGUCCAGAGUCAUGCCCAUCCAGCCCCACCAGUUGCACCAGUGCAGGGACAGCAGCAGUUUCAGAGGCUCAAGGUGGAAGAUGCCCUGUCCUAUCUUGACCAGGUGAAGCUGCAGUUUGGUAGUCAGCCCCAGGUCUACAAUGAUUUCCUUGAUAUCAUGAAGGAAUUUAAAUCUCAGAGUAUUGAUACUCCAGGAGUGAUUAGUCGUGUGUCACAGCUAUUUAAAGGCCAUCCUGAUCUAAUCAUGGGCUUCAACACCUUCUUGCCUCCUGGCUACAAAAUUGAGGUGCAAACUAAUGACAUGGUGAAUGUAACAACUCCUGGCCAGGUUCAUCAGAUCCCCACCCAUGGCAUCCAGCCCCAACCUCAGCCACCACCUCAGCAUCCUUCCCAACCUUCAGCCCAAUCAGCCCCAACUCCUGCUCAGCCAGCUCCUCAGCCCACACCUGCCAAAGUCAGCAAGCCUUCCCAGCUACAAGCACAUACUCCAGCCAGUCAGCAGACUCCCCCACUCCCACCAUAUGCAUCCCCACGUUCUCCACCGGUCCAGCCUCACACACCAGUGACAAUCUCAUUGGGAUCGGCCCCACCUUUGCAAAACAAUCAGCCUGUGGAGUUUAAUCAUGCUAUCAACUAUGUUAAUAAGAUCAAGAACAGAUUCCAGGGCCAGCCAGACAUCUACAAAGCAUUCUUAGAGAUUUUGCACACAUAUCAGAAGGAACAGCGAAAUGCCAAGGAAGCUGGAGGGAACUACACUCCAGCUUUGACUGAGCAGGAGGUAUAUGCCCAGGUGGCUCGUCUCUUUAAAAACCAGGAAGAUUUAUUAUCAGAGUUUGGACAGUUCCUGCCAGAUGCCAACAGCUCAGUGCUUUUAAGCAAAACUACUGCUGAGAAGGUAGAUUCUGUGAGAAAUGACCAUGGAGGUACAGUGAAGAAGCCCCAACUGAAUAACAAGCCACAGAGGCCCAGCCAGAAUGGCUGCCAGAUCCGAAGGCACUCUGGAACAGGAACCACUCCUCCAGUGAAGAAGAAACCUAAACUGCUUAGUCUAAAGGAAUCUUCUAUGGCAGAUGCCAGCAAGCAUGGUGUUGGAACUGAGUCAUUAUUUUUUGAUAAGGUCCGAAAGGCUCUGCGAAGUGCAGAGGCCUAUGAAAACUUCCUGCGCUGUCUUGUUAUCUUUAACCAGGAAGUGAUCUCUCGGGCCGAGCUUGUACAGCUAGUCUCUCCUUUUCUGGGGAAAUUCCCUGAAUUGUUUAAUUGGUUUAAAAACUUUCUGGGCUAUAAGGAGUCUGUACAUUUGGAAACCUUUCCAAAGGAACGAGCUACAGAGGGCAUUGCCAUGGAGAUAGAUUAUGCCUCUUGUAAACGGCUGGGCUCCAGUUACAGAGCCCUACCAAAAAGUUACCAGCAGCCUAAGUGUACAGGACGGACUCCUCUCUGUAAAGAGGUUUUAAAUGAUACUUGGGUUUCCUUCCCAUCAUGGUCUGAAGACUCCACCUUUGUUAGUUCCAAGAAGACUCAGUAUGAAGAACAUAUUUAUCGUUGUGAAGAUGAACGAUUUGAGCUUGAUGUAGUUUUAGAGACCAAUCUUGCAACAAUCCGGGUUCUGGAAGCAAUACAGAAAAAACUUUCUCGCUUAUCUGCUGAGGAACAAGCCAAAUUUCGCUUGGAUAACACCCUUGGGGGCACAUCAGAAGUCAUUCAUCGAAAAGCACUCCAGAGGAUAUAUGCUGAUAAAGCAGCUGAUAUCAUCGAUGGUCUGAGGAAGAACCCCUCCAUUGCUGUCCCCAUUGUUCUUAAAAGGUUGAAGAUGAAAGAGGAAGAAUGGCGAGAAGCACAGAGAGGCUUCAACAAGGUGUGGCGAGAGCAAAAUGAAAAGUACUACUUAAAGUCUCUGGACCACCAGGGCAUCAACUUUAAACAGAAUGACACCAAGGUCCUGAGGUCUAAGAGCUUACUCAAUGAGAUCGAGAGUAUCUAUGAUGAGAGGCAAGAGCAGGCUACAGAAGAGAAUGCUGGUGUACCCGUUGGCCCACACCUCUCGCUUGCCUAUGAAGACAAACAGAUACUAGAAGAUGCUGCUGCUCUGAUUAUCCAUCAUGUGAAGAGACAGACAGGCAUUCAGAAGGAGGACAAGUAUAAAAUCAAGCAAAUCAUGCACCAUUUCAUUCCAGAUCUCCUGUUUGCUCAGAGAGGUGAUCUCUCAGAUGUGGAAGAGGAAGAAGAAGAAGAGAUGGAUGUAGAUGAAGCCACAGGAACGGCUAAGAAGCACAAUGGUGUUGGGGGCAGCCCCCCUAAAUCCAAAUUAUUGUUUAGUAACACAGCAGCUCAAAAAUUAAGAGGGAUGGAUGAAGUAUACAACCUCUUCUAUGUUAAUAACAAUUGGUAUAUCUUUAUGCGACUGCAUCAGAUUCUCUGCUUGAGGCUGCUACGGAUUUGUUCCCAAGCUGAACGGCAAAUUGAAGAAGAAAACCGAGAGAGAGAGUGGGAACGGGAGGUUCUAGGCAUAAAGCGAGACAAGAGUGAUAGCCCUGCCAUACAGCUACGUCUCAAAGAACCUAUGGAUGUUGAUGUAGAAGAUUAUUACCCAGCUUUCCUGGACAUGGUGCGGAGCCUGCUUGAUGGCAACAUAGACUCAUCACAGUAUGAAGAUUCACUGAGAGAGAUGUUCACCAUCCAUGCCUACAUUGCCUUUACUAUGGACAAACUAAUCCAGAGCAUCGUCAGACAGCUGCAGCACAUUGUCAGUGAUGAGAUCUGUGUGCAGGUUACCGACCUUUACUUGGCAGAAAACAAUAAUGGGGCCACUGGAGGCCAGCUGAACACACAGACAUCUCGGAGCCUCCUGGAAUCAACGUAUCAGCGGAAGGCCGAGCAGCUUAUGUCAGAUGAGAAUUGCUUUAAGACAGGGUCUCAUUGUUUCCCUGACUGGCCUGUAACACAGAGAUUCACUCUCCUGUCUCUGCCUCCCCAGUGCUGGAAAUUAAAGCUUAUGUUCAUUCAGAGUCAAGGCCAGGUUCAGCUGACUAUUGAGCUUCUAGACACAGAGGAGGAGAACUCAGAUGACCCUGUGGAAGCAGAGCGGUGGUCAGACUAUGUGGAACGAUAUAUGAAUUCUGAUACUACCUCUCCCGAACUUCGAGAACAUCUGGCACAGAAACCAGUAUUUCUCCCAAGGAAUCUGCGGCGGAUCCGGAAGUGUCAGCGUGGUCGAGAACAGCAGGAAAAAGAAGGGAAAGAAGGAAACAGCAAGAAGACCAUGGAGAAUGUGGAUAGCCUGGAUAAGCUAGAGUGUAGAUUCAAGCUGAAUUCAUAUAAGAUGGUGUAUGUGAUCAAGUCAGAAGAUUACAUGUACCGGAGGACCGCUUUACUCAGAGCUCAUCAGUCUCAUGAGCGUGUAAGCAAACGUCUGCAUCAGAGGUUCCAGGCCUGGGUAGAUAAAUGGACCAAGGAACAUGUGCCUCGUGAAAUGGCAGUGGAGACCAGCAAGUGGCUCAUGGGUGAAGGGCUGGAGGGUCUGGUACCCUGCACCACCACUUGUGACACAGAGACCCUGCACUUUGUGAGCAUUAACAAGUAUCGUGUCAAAUAUGGCACAGUAUUCAAAGCCCCUUAACUGCAAAGCCAGAGCAGAUAACUUGUGUGUGUGUGUGCGCGCGCAUGUGCGCGCGCGCGCGUAUACGCGCAUGUGCACUCAACACACACUGAAGACGCAAGGAAGAUGCCUUUCAAGCCACCAGUGCAACCUGGCACCAAGCUGGAUACACAAGGAAUACGGAUACCUUACAAAGCUGGAGCCGGCACUUUUCCCAAGGGUACUAGCCUGCCCAGCAAGGGAAUGAAGUCCAUGCAAGCACAGAGACAGGCAGCUUGCUUGCACACACCAGCAGAGCUAAAACUAGAAUCUCCUCUAUGACCUGACCUUAGAUGAGCAACCAGAUGCUGUUCACCCUUUGACCCUUUGACUGGAUGGAGGUGCAUUUACAAAACAGACUGCGAAGGACUUCAAGAUCAGAUGCAUUGUGACUGAUAAGUCAUUGCUCCUUUUCUCCCACAAAAAGGAAAAAAAGA
Nannospalax galili (Upper Galilee mountains blind mole rat) is the source of this 4669-nucleotide messenger RNA. RefSeq names its product SIN3 transcription regulator family member A (gene Sin3a). Gene Ontology annotation, molecular function: transcription corepressor activity. The coding region runs from base 306 to 4214 and encodes 1302 amino acids. Lineage: Eukaryota; Metazoa; Chordata; Mammalia; Rodentia; Spalacidae. Gene Ontology annotation, cellular component: chromatin. Gene Ontology annotation, biological process: negative regulation of transcription by RNA polymerase II. The transcript is spliced from 22 exons. The record is from RefSeq and is a predicted model, not a curated record.